AUGGAUAAUUUCGACGAAAAAGUUGAUGAAAUAAAGCUUGUUCCCGCCAAAACUGCAAAAGAAAUGAAAGCUAUAUGUCGCCCAGAAUUCUAAAAAAACCCUUCAAAAUACUAUCCUACAAAAGUAUUUGAAAAAUUUGGUUACACAAGAAACCAAUGUCCUAAAUGCGGAAACUUUUACUGGAGAGUAUCUGAAAAGCAAGACACCUGUGGAGAUUCCCCGUGUGUCGGAAAAUAUACAUUCAUAGGAAAAGGAACCGGUAUUGGAGAAAAGGGAAAAAAAAUUACAUACAAAGAUGCAUGGGAUAUUUUUGAAAAAUCAUUAACAUCUACCAGAAUUCCAUGUUCAACCGUAAAACGUUAUCCAGUAACAGCUAGAUGGAGAAAUGAUGUAGAUUUUGUUGCUGCUGGUAUUUAUUGUUUCCAACCAUAUUGUGUAACAGGUGAAUUAUAGCCCCCUGCUAAUCCUUUAAUAUAACCUUAAUUUUGCGUUAGAUUUAAUGAUUUAGACAACAUUGGUUUAACCGGUCGACACUACUCUGGUUUUGUUAUGUUAGGUAUAUAAUCGUUUAACUAUCCUGACAAAUUUGUAUUUUUCAGUGAAGAGUGUGUAGAAUUUAACUUGUAAUGGUUAAUUGAAGGUAUGGAUGUUCCAAAAGACGAAAUUACUUUAAUUGAAGAUGUAUGGUCAGGAGGUGGUAAUUUGGGAUCUUCGAUUGAAAUUUUUGUAAAAGGGCUUGAAGUUGGAAAUAUGGUUUUUACAAUGUUUAAAUACUAUCCUGACGGAAAACUAGAAGAACUAGAUAUUACAGUAAUUGACGUAGGAAUUGGUUUGGAAAGAAUUCCUUGGCUAAUUAAUGGAACUCCUACCUCUUAUUUUGAUGUAUUCCAAGAGGCAUAUAAAUAUUUACAAAGUAAACUCAAUAUAGAUACUCAUACUGAUGUCUGGGAAAAAAUAGGGCCUUAUACAUGCCAUUUAAAUGCAGAUGAAUCUGAAGAUAUGUAAAAAACGUGGGAGAAAGUAGCGAAUUCAAUUGGAAUGAACGUAGAAGAUACUAAAAAAGCUAUUACUCCAGUAAAAGAAUUAUAUAUAAUAUUAGAUCAUACAAGAACAGCUUUUGUCACUAUUUAUGAUGGAUGUCUUCCUUCUAAUGUUGGCGGUGGUUCCAAUAUAAGAAAUAUUAUCAGAAGAGUUUUCGCUAUUUUAAAAAAAAAUAAUUGGUGGGAAAAACUAGGAGGAAUUGAAGGAUUUACUGAAAUUUUUGAAAAACAUAAACUCGACUUAAGCUAAUUAUAUGGAGAUUUUCUCCCUUAUAAAUCUUUUGAUGCCAUUAUACGUAUGGAAUAUGAAAAAUGGUCCAAUACAGAUUCUGCUUAAAAGUAAAAACUAGAGCGUCUUUUCCAAAAAACAAAUAAAUUGAACCUAAAUGACUGGAUUGUAGCCAUAGAAUCAUGGGGAAUGCCCCCAGAUACAAUUUCUGAGAUUACAGGUCUUUCAUAACCUGAUAAUUUAUGGUAUGAAAUGGAUUUAAGAAAAUAAAAAUUAACAAAGCCUCCUGAGUAGAUUUUAUAUAAAACAGCUCAUUUACCUGAAACAGUUUCGCUUUUUUACAACGAGAGUUUUUCAGCUUCAGCUUUUGAUGCAAAGGUAGUUGAUAUAUUCGCAGAUAUUAAAAAUGCAAAUAAUAGAAAUAUUGUUAUUUUAGAUUAAUCAGCCUUUUAUCCUACUUCUGGUGGUCAAUUACACGAUACAGGUGUACUUACAAUUGAAAAAGAGCACUAUAAUGUAUUAAAUGUAGAAAAAGUAGGAAAAUGUGUCCUACAUAUACUAGAUAGACCUCUUCCUAAUCCUGAAAACAGUCAUUAUAUUGGCAAAAUAGUAUAAGGAUAAAUCGAUGAAAAAAGAAGAAAAAUUCUAAGAAAUCACCACACAGCCACCCACAUUAUAUUUGCGGCAUGCAGAAGAGUAUUAGGUCCUCACGUGUGGUAAAAUGGUGCCAAAAAAACUCUAGAAAACGCCCAUUUAGAUAUCACUCAUUUCUCUUCAUUGACUAAAGCUGAAGAAAUCGCAAUAGAGAGUGAGGCUAAUACAAUUGUUUUAGAAGGACUAUCUAUCAAAAAAAGUUUCAUGGACAAAGCUGAUGCUGAGAAAGAAUAUGGUUUUAGAUUAUAUUAAGGAGGUAUUGUACCAGGAAAUUCACUUAGAGUAGUAAAUAUUAAAGAUACUGAUGUAGAGGCUUGUUGUGGUACUCAUUGUGAUAAUACUAGUGAAGUAGGAUUUAUUAAAUUAUUAAAAACUCAUAGAAUUUCAGACGGAAUUCUAAGAUUGUACUAUGUUGCAGGGGAAAAGUCUAUUGAAAGAUUAGGAAAGGAAACCUAAAUACUUAGUGAUUUAUAAAAAUUAUGGGGUAUUACUCAAAAUGAAAUUGUUUCAACUGCUUAAUGUAUAUUUACUGAUUUUAAGUCUUACAAAAAAGAAGCUGAACAUUAAAAGUAGAAAAUUUUAAAUUUCUAAAUUAAAUUGUUAAGCUAGAAUUAGCAAUAUAAAAAUGUUUUCGUUAAAACACCAGAAAAAGAAGCUAGUAUUUAUUUCUCGUAUAUGGGUUAAUAUGCUUAAUAAAUGAAGGACUUAGGAAAAGGUAUUAUUUUUAUUGCAGAAAGUUUUGUUUUUGGAUAAUUUGGUAAUAAUAAUUCAUUUGAUUAAGCUAAAUUUUUGGCUUUACUUUAGGAAGAAGAGAAAAAUGCAGGAUUGAAUUAUAAAAAAUUAUAGAAUUAAGUUAGUUUUAAGGAAGGAAAAAAAGCUGUAAAAGUAGAUAAUAUUAUUUAAUUCUCAUUCACAGGAGUUAUAAGAUAUGAUAAAAUUAAAAAUUAUUUAAUUCAAAACGGAUUAUUAGAAGCAUUAGAUUUAUGAUGAUGAGAAAAUUAUAUUUACAAAAAUUAUAUAUUUUAUUAAAGAAAAAAUUAUAAAAUCCAAAAUUAUCU
This is a messenger RNA of Ichthyophthirius multifiliis, 2981 nucleotides long. RefSeq lists its product as hypothetical. NCBI's taxonomy places the organism in Eukaryota, Ciliophora, Oligohymenophorea, Hymenostomatida. Gene Ontology annotation, biological process: alanyl-tRNA aminoacylation; tRNA modification. Gene Ontology annotation, molecular function: ATP binding; nucleic acid binding; aminoacyl-tRNA deacylase activity. The record is from RefSeq and is a predicted model, not a curated record. The transcript has 5 exons. Gene Ontology annotation, cellular component: cytoplasm; mitochondrion.